Molecule: messenger RNA, 748 nt
Organism: Talaromyces stipitatus ATCC 10500
Lineage: Eukaryota; Fungi; Ascomycota; Eurotiomycetes; Eurotiales; Trichocomaceae
Product: short-chain dehydrogenases/reductase, putative
Exons: 2
Coding region: 80-748 (222 amino acids)
Molecular function (GO): oxidoreductase activity
Source: RefSeq, a predicted model, not a curated record
AAAAUAUUGUCGACAUCAUUUGCUAACAGAGCCCCUGAGAUACAUCACAUUUUAAUACGUAUUCAUCAAUUCAUUCAUUAUGCAUAAAGAGUUCAAAUGGGUUAAUAAACUCUCCGGCGCUCGUCUCUUUAUUAUCGGUGGAACUUCCGGUAUUGGGUUCGGGGUUGCAGAAGCAAGCGUGGAACAUGGCGUCUCAUCUCGAAUCUUGUCUUCAUCCCCAAAGACUCGGUUAGAGGAAGCUAACUCCAAACUCAACGAAUCAUAUCCCAACUCAUCUACCGAUAUCACUGCUCGGAUUGUCGAUCACAUUGUUUUCACAGCAGGUGUUGCGCUAGCACUGAAGCCAUUCGGAGAAGUCGAUUUUGAAUCUAUGAAGCAAACGGGAACGGUUCGCUUCUUUGGCGCCCUCCUCGUAGCCCGAUACGGACAUAAAAACCAUGCUCCAUCACACAAAAGUUCAAUUAUAUUGACAUCCAGUGUCUCUAGCAAAAAGCCCAUUUCAGGAUGGACUGUCACAAGAUCCUAUCUUAGUGGGCUUCAUGGCACGAUGAGGGGUUUGGCUUAUGAUCUAAAGCCUAUCCGUGUCAGUCUGGUCACCCCCGGCGGCGUGGAUACGGAAAUGUGGAACAUACUGGAUCAAAAGUCGAGGGUUACUCUGAUUAAAGGAUUGAAGAGACAGACCACAACAGGCCAUGUAGGAACGGUUGAAAGUGUUGCAGAGGCGUAUUUGUACCGUCUCAACCAUUAG